CGCAAAUGCGUAGACAAUUUAGCACCACAUUCCCUUGAGACAUCUAACCAGAGAUGAAUUUGAAAUGUAUAAUUGCAUUCGUUAUAGCAGUCACAUUUCCGGGAUUUAUAGUUUGUUUAGAGUGUUUCAGUUGCUCUGAUGUGACUGAUUUGAACAGCUGUGUCAACAUUGCUCAAUGCAGUCAAGGACAGUCAUGUUCUUUGGAAAUGAAUGUUUCUGGACAAACUACAAGCUACACACUAGGUUGUAAAGACAAUCAGAAUUGUGGAAGCUCUCCAAAUAUACAUGCAGGCAUAAUUGGACGUGAUAUCUCAGCGAGACAAUUACACACGUGUCACGAGUGUUGCAGUAUUGAUAAUUGCAAUAAACAUCUAUGCGAACACCCAAAACCAUCUGCUUGCAUUGACGACGCUAAAGCGGACUGUGCCUGGCUAAAUACUGUAUUCAACAUAUGUAUGGACAUUCAUCAUGCUAAAGCAGAGUGUCCUAAGUUUUGUGGACUUUGUACAUUGGUUGACGGUACCUGGGCUCCAUGGUCGGACUGGUCGACAUGUGACGUCACUUGUGAGAAUGGUACCCGGACAAGAACACGCACAUGCACGGAUCCAGCACCAGCCGAUGGGGGUCUUGAUUGUAUCGGAGAGAUGACAGAAAUUAAUACAUGUUCAAAACAGCUUUGUCCAGUACAUGGAGGUUGGACAACGUGGUCUAACUGGGAGUCAUGUUCAGUGACCUGUGACUCUGGGAUACAGAAAAGACAUCGGAAUUGUUCAAACCCCGUACCUGACCGAUUUGGUGAUCCUUGUUUUGGGGACACUUUGGAUGCCAGACUUUGCAUGCCGGGCCCAUGUGCCAACGGAGGUUGGUCAGACUGGGGUGUUUGGGGUACAUGUUCAGUGACAUGCGGGACUGGUGUGUUGUCGCGAUCUAGAACUUGUUCAAAUCCUAGACCUUCAUCGACCGGAAGUCUGUGUGAUGGAAAUUCAAUUCAAGUGACAUCAUGUAGCUUAUCUCCUUGUAAAACACAAAUGAUUGCGUUUUCAAGUAAAGAUGUGGUAGCAACUUCGUACGCAGUCAAUCAGACUGUUAUAUUCCCUACAAUAUUAUUUAAUGAGGGCAAUGGUUACAACAAUACAACAGGCAUCUUCACGGCACCAGUACCUGGAACUUACUCGUUUACACUACAACUUAGUGUUAACAGAAAUCAGUAUUUUCACUUUGCAAUCCUUUGUGGAAAUAAAUACCUCACGCGCGGUUACGUUCAUGAUCCAGAUGACGUUAAAUCUUACUCUUUCACUGUCGUUGCUCUAUUAAAGAAAGGUGACCAUGUGAGAGUUAAAAGUGAUAAUACUGGUUGUAAACUUUUCAAUAGUGCACCUUUUCUUAACUUCUUCUCAGGUGCUCUUGUACAGUUUGAAAAAGAAAAAUUACAGCAAAAAUGGAUAAAACAAAAUCAAAGUGUAUUGCACUAUCUUAAUAAAAGUAAUCAAAGUUUAUUUCCCCGUGGAAUUAUUAUUUAAUCAAAACAAACAAGUGUUCUCUGAUUUUUAACAUUUUUUUAGAAUCUUAAGAAGCAAUUUUCUGUCGGGUUU
Ruditapes philippinarum (Manila clam) is the source of this 1592-nucleotide messenger RNA. Its product is annotated as A disintegrin and metalloproteinase with thrombospondin motifs adt-1-like. The record is from RefSeq and is a predicted model, not a curated record. The transcript is spliced from 10 exons. The coding region runs from base 54 to 1520 and encodes 488 amino acids. Gene Ontology annotation, molecular function: protein binding. NCBI's taxonomy places the organism in Eukaryota, Metazoa, Mollusca, Bivalvia, Venerida, Veneridae.